Molecule: messenger RNA, 438 nt
Organism: Paramuricea clavata
Lineage: Eukaryota; Metazoa; Cnidaria; Anthozoa; Malacalcyonacea; Plexauridae
Source: the annotation of a GenBank genome assembly
AUGGUUUACAUUAAGGAGGACAUUCCCUAUUUUAGAAGAAAUGAUCUUGAAUCUAUCAAUGUUGAAUCGAUCUGGUUACAACCUUGUCCAUCUAACAGUCCGGCUCACCUUAUUUGUGUUGCAUAUAGAUGUCCUGAGUACACCAUAUCGCAAUGGAUUGAAAACUUUGAAAUGCAACUAAAUAAUGCUUAUGUGGAAGGUCAUCAACUAACAAUAAUGGGAGAUUUUAACAUCGAUGUUUCGAAAAAUACCAGUGACUCUCAAUGUUGGUCGGAAUCUAUGGGUGACUUACAUCUUCACCAGAUUGUUACAGAAUCAACAAAAGUUACAGAAAUUACAUCUACACUCCUAGAUCAUGUAUUUCCAUCCGUCCCACAUAAAUUAGAAGCGUUAAAAUCCCAAGAAUUGGAAUUAGUGAUCAUUAUACGACUUGCGUAG